This is a messenger RNA of Leptinotarsa decemlineata (Colorado potato beetle), 1476 nucleotides long. RefSeq names its product serine/arginine repetitive matrix protein 1-like. NCBI's taxonomy places the organism in Eukaryota, Metazoa, Arthropoda, Insecta, Coleoptera, Chrysomelidae. The record is from RefSeq and is a predicted model, not a curated record.
AUGUUUGUGCAUUACAAGUUAAAGUCGACUGUAAAAUAUGAAACCGUCGCAUUUGAUGGACCAUCGGAGCAUCAUGAGAGCAGGAGACAUCAAAACAGGGAUAGAAGCAUUUCUUAUAGAGAAGAGGAAAGACCUACUCGGUCACCUUAUUUCAGAAGGUCGCCUUCACCUGAAAAGUAUCGCAAACAUUCAGAUGAUUAUCUCCAAAGUUCCAGACGUUCUCCCAAGAAGGGGAGGGACAUUGUUAAACCUGGGAACUGUUACGGGGAUGGAAUCAUUUCUUAUAGAGAAGAUGAAAGGCCAUCUUGGUCACCUACUUUCAGAAGAUGUCCAAGAAGAUCGCCUCCACCUGAGAAGUAUCGCAAACAUGCAACCGAUUAUCUCCGAAGUUUCAGACGUUCUCCCAAGAAGGAGAGGGAUAUUGCUAACCCUGGGAACUAUUACAGGGAUGAGAGCAUUUCUUAUAGAAAACAUGAAAGACCUGCAUGGUCACCUACUUUUAGGAGGUCGCCUCCACUUGAAAAGUAUCGCAAACAUUCAGACGAUUAUCUCGGAAAAUUCAAAUGUUCUCCCAAAAAGAAGAGGGAUAUUGCUAACCCUGGAAACUGUUACGGGGAUGGAAGCAUUUUUUAUAGAAAAGAGAAAAGGCCUGCUUGGUCACCUACUUUUAGAAGGUCGCCUCCACUUGAAAAGUAUUCGGGCGAUUAUCUCCAAAGUUUCAGACGUUUUCCUCAGAAGAAGGAUAUUUUUUCUAAUCCUGGAAUAUGUUACGAGGAUGAAAAUGUUUCUCAUAGAGAGGAGAAGAGGCCUGCUUGGUCACCUACUUUCAGAAAAUGUCCAAGACAAUCGCCUUCACCUGAAAAGUAUCGCGAACAUUCAGGCGGUUAUCUCCGAAGUUCCAGGCCUUCUCCCAAGAAGGAGAUAGAUAAUUUUUCUAACCCCGGAAACUGUUACGAGGCUAACCGCAAUUCAUAUGGAGGAGAUAAAAGACCUGCUCGGUCACCUACUUUCGGGAGAUGUCCAAAAUCACCUCCACCUGGAAAGUAUCGCGAACAUUCAGAUGGUUAUCAACGAAGUUCUAGACCUACUCCUAAAAAGGAGAGGGAUAUUUCUUACCCUGGAAACUAUUACGGCGAUGAAAGCAUGUUUUCGGGAAAGGGAUAUCUUCGUUCACCUUCUCCUUCGCCCAAAGAGCGUCGCACUUGUGAAGGCAAUGCUCCUCAAACUUCAGGAAGAUUUUUCACAGAAGAAAAUGAUUAUUCCAAGGAUACCCGUCAAGGCAGGGAUAAAACCAUGUCCUACAAUGAACCGAGAACCCGUUCACCUGAAAGUCUGAAAAGUUUCUGUUCAUCCGAUACGGAUUGCGAGCGUGAAGAUAAUUCUCCUCGUAGUUUGAAGCCCCCUCCCAAGGAAGGAAAUGAGCUUUCAAGCCGAACUCACCAUAGCAGGGAUAGAAUGGGAAGGGAAAGAUACUGA